AUGCCCGUACGAAAAUACACUUGUUCCUAUGAACAUGAGGGUAAGAAGCAACAAGCCAACAGGACCAAAACUGGAGAAAACAAAAAUGGUCUACUUGUUUUGACGAGAUAUAGAGCAAGGAAAUUGUUAGGGAGCAUUGAGAUAGGAAUCUUCAGUGCUGGAAAGAUUGUAUUGAUUAUGAGCAAGACACGCUUAUUGAUAAAUCGAUCUCUCAUUAUCUGUGAAGCUUUUGACUUAUAUAUAGUUCAAACUGCGCAACCUGAAGUUAGGAGUUCUUCUCUAGGAGCUAGGUCCCGCUUUACCAAUGUUGUUUUUUAUUCGGUCUGUGUCCUGAGUCCUGACAAAGCCCAAAAAAUUUCCAAGUGA
Sclerotinia sclerotiorum 1980 UF-70 is the source of this 366-nucleotide messenger RNA. RefSeq lists its product with no specific name. The transcript has 5 exons. The coding region runs from base 1 to 366 and encodes 121 amino acids. The record is from RefSeq and is a predicted model, not a curated record. NCBI's taxonomy places the organism in Eukaryota, Fungi, Ascomycota, Leotiomycetes, Helotiales, Sclerotiniaceae.